AUGACAGGGACGGAUGCGGAGUUAGCUGGGGAGGUCCCUUCGCCUUUCCUAUCGGCGAGAGUCAAGGUCAGGAAGCAGAAGACACAGAUUGCAGAGCUGGAGGUGGGAGGCGUCAAGAUUUCUGACUCAUCCGGGAUUCUGACGGCCGCGACGCAGUAUUUCACGGACCUUUUCGGCACUGACGGUCGGACAUCAACAGAGCGGUGGAAACCGCUUGCUGGGAGAAAGUUGGAUGCAGAGUCGGCGGCUGGGCUUGCAGCAGAUUGGACAGAAGAGGAGGUUAAACAGGCCUUCAAAGCGCUUGCAGACGGCAAAUCACCCGGGAAGGAUGGGCUCCCGAAAGAGCUAUUUGAAAGACAAUGGGAUGUCCUCGGCAAGGAGUUCCUCCGCAUGGCGCAAUCCUUCUCGGUUUCAGCAACCAUUCCUGCAAGCAUCAAAGAAGCGAUUACUAUUCUGCUCCAUAAAAAGGGAGAGAAGGACAAUCUGGACAACUAUCGUCCGAUCACACUUCUGAACUUCACGUACAAGGUGCUGGCGCGGGUGGUGGCGAACCGAAUGAAGAUGCACCUGCACAAGGUGAUCUCGGCGGAGCAGUACGGCUUUAUUCCCGGCAGGAGAAUCUCGGAGGCCAUCGGUGUGGUUGCUGAUGUUAUUGAGGCGGCGAAAAAGGGGAAUGAAGACUGGUACAUGCUGCUGGUAGAUUUCCGCAAGGCCUUCGACUCGGUGUCUAGAAGCUUCCUUUUCAGCACCCUCAAGGAAAUGGGCUUCCCAGAGAGAUUCGUCGGCUGGGUGGAAGGUCUGCACAAAGACACAAGAACAAGGUUAUUAAUCAACAGUUGGUUGGGGGAAGCAGUGGAUGUUAAGUCGGGGGUGAGACAGGGCUGCCCACUUGCUCCGUACCUGUUUCUCUGCGCGGUGGAACCGCUGGCGCAAGAGGCAGAGCGUCGGAAGAUUGGUCUCUGCAACAAGGCAAACCAACGGUUAGCGUAUGUCGGUUACGCGGACGACACGACACUCUUUUUGGAUGGGAAAAGACAAAUCUCCAGGGCUGAGAAGCUGUUAGCCUGGUUUGCUGGACUGUCAGGGCUGCAGACGAACAAGGGCAAAUCGGUGAUCCUCCCGAUCGGCCACAACAUUGGGAGGAGACUAGGGACGCUGGGCGGCUUUAAAUGGGCCAAGGCGGACGAAGCGGAGAGAGUCCUGGGAGUCUGGGUCACCCCCUCUGGAAGCAGUGAGCCGACCUGGAAGCGGGCUUUUGAAAAAAUAAUAGUGGAGUUGAUUAAGUGGAAGGCGCUCUUCCUCACGAUUGCGGCGAGGGUUGUGAUUAUCAACUGCUACAUCACACCGAGAAUAGCAUAUCAGGCGCAGGUCUAUCCCCCGUCAGAGGGGAUUCACAAUUUCUUAACGGGGAACAAUGCAUCGGCUGAGAAAGGGUUUGUGCUGUGGAACUGGGGGCUGCUUACCACGCCGAAAGCCGACGGAGGUCUCCGAGACGGUACGGUGGAGAUUAAGGACAUGGAUACGCUUGAGCGGGAGCUGCGUAGCAGGGACUCAGCCCGGCUGGCUCUCAAAGCACUUGAUGCAGCCCCGCAGGAAUGGAAGGAAGUGCUCAUCCCGGAUGCCAGUGGAAAGGGGGCUGGAUCUGGGGUGAAAAAAUCGUCUGGGAACAGCGGCGGUGGCGAACAUGCAGCGGCUACAAUUUUUCGUUCGGGGAUUUUCACGAACGGGCAGCUGUCAUCCCUGAAGCAGCUGAGGGAAUCGUGGGCUGUGCCAGACGCGGUCUCCACGAAGCAGGAGAAGUGGGUCGGCAAGUGGAGCGGCAAGAUAGACUGGGACCGAAUUGUCCACACCAGAAACUCGCUUGCCAUCCCGAACCGACCGCGUGAUGUCCUUACGCCCUGUGGUAUCUGGUCUCCGGCGCGCUCUGCGCAUGCUCAACCCCACAAGGACAUCUGCCUCGCUCGGUGA
Closterium sp. NIES-65 is the source of this 1968-nucleotide messenger RNA. The record is from the annotation of a GenBank genome assembly. NCBI's taxonomy places the organism in Eukaryota, Viridiplantae, Streptophyta, Zygnematophyceae, Desmidiales, Closteriaceae.